GAUCGUCUCCAGUGGAAAAGACUCGGCAGCGCAGGGAGAGAUUGAAUUCAGCACCACGGAGAGCUCCCUGCUGCGCGCCCCCAAGCGCAAGGGACAGAGGAGAGCGCCGUGCACGCGCAUCCCAGGUGAGACAUGGGCAGAAUAUGGAGGGGAACAGGGGAGCGGCCAGCGGCAUAUGGAACUGGGGGAGCCCACAGCUGCGUCUGUUGCAGGUAACAAGCUUCUCAUACAGGACGAGGGAGACUGUCGGCAGACAAUAGUUGUCAUUCAUCUCCAGCGCUGGAGCAAAGAGGAUCUGCUUGUUAUAUGUUCCCCAUGACCUUAUCAGGAUGUAAUAUCCGCGCAGAGGAGGAGGAGGAGGAGGAGGGCGGCAGAGGGAUGUCUGAUCGGGAAGGAGAAUGAGGAGGGCACAGCUUUAUACUGUAUUCCCGAGCUUUGCUGCUGACAAGCAGAACCUGUCAGGGAAUCAGUGAAUGGAAAUCAGCAGAGUCGGCUUUGUUGCACAGCAAUGUGUUUAUUGGCACCCAGCAGCCCUUCACUGGAGCUUCCCUGACAAGUCUGCACGCUUGGAUCUACUUGCUGAAAGAUGUGUCAUGGAACGUGUGUGCGGAGGGCUGAUCUCUUUCCAGGUCAACGUCAGUCUCUCCUGGUUCUGCUCCUCUGCGUUCAGCUGUCUCUGUGCUUUGGCCCUGUCCAUCUGUCUGUGGGAUUUGACGAUCUGACAACAUGCGCUGUCCCUGAGGUGCCAGAAAAUGGAUACAGGACGCAGAGCAUGGGGAUUUUCUUUGAAAAUGCUGUCGUCCGGUUCCACUGCAAGAGCGGGUACAAGCUCAAGGGCCCCUCGAAGAAGAUGUGCGUGCAGCUGUACAAUGGGUCUCUUGCCUGGAAGCCCAGCGACACACCAGUGUGCCUACAGGAAGUCACAGAUUGCCUUGCUCCCUACGUUGAAGACGCUGAUAUUCUUAACAAGACCUACAAGACGGGAGACAAGCUAAUAAUGAGCUGCCGUGAUGGAUUCCAGACUCGUUACCCAGACUUGGACAACAUGGCUUCAAUAUGUCAGGAUGAUGGAACGUGGGAUAAUCUUGCCAUGUGUCAAGGCUGCCUGAGACCCCUGGUUCUGCCUCACAGUUACAUUAACAUCUCGGAGUUCGAUUUCUCUUUCCCGGUGGGCCGAGUGGUCUAUUACCAGUGUUUCCCUGGCUACAAGCUGGAAGGGGCUGAAUAUAUUGAAUGCAUGUACAAUCUCAUCUGGUCGGCGGAACCUCCCCGGUGCCUUGAUGUAGAAGUCUGUCCGCUUCCUCCGAUGGUGACCCACGGAGACUACACCUGUCACCCCCAGCCUUGUGAGCGAUACAACCAUGGAACGGUCAUCGAAUUUUAUUGUGAUCCGGGAUACACCCUGGCCAACGAUUAUAAGUACUUCACAUGCCAGUCUGGGGAAUGGUUCCCUUCUUACCCAGUCGUCUGUAUCAAAACAGAGUCAUCAUGGCCGAACACAGAAGAUACUCUGCUCACAACGUGGAAGAUAGUGGCCUUCACAGCUAGUACUGUUCUGCUGGUGCUGCUGCUCGUCAUUAUUACCAGGAGCUUUCAGACUAAAUUCAAGACACAUUUCCUUCCAAGGAGUCCACAGGACAGUACAGGGGAGCCGGACUUUGUAGUAGUGGACGGGGUGCUGGUUAUGCUUCCUUCAUACGACGAGGCUGUGAGCAGCGCUGCCAAUGUCACUCCUCCAGGCUACACGCCACCUGCAGAACAGAGGAGUCCCACACCGACACAUGAAUCCCACCCUCCGGCAUAUCCGGGGAACACUGACAGUUUGUGUGAGGAAUCAGAGACCUUUGAUAGUUUGUUGGAUUCAUCAGAACUCGCCCAAACCUUACGUUCAACUUCCCUGAGUCGCGUCAGAGCCCCGUCUGCAGAGAACACGACCAAUGGGGAGGCGCCGUCCACCAGCCCCAGUAUCGACAUUGCAGAUGAAAUUCCACUGAUGGACGAAGAGCCAUGAAACUACAAUGGAACAAGAGGGGGAAAUGCGCAGAACACAGAGUUCUAUGAACAAUCUUCCUAUUUAUCAGAAACCUUCCUAGUCCCUGACUUUGUUGGUUAAAUUAAUAUAAACUGGACACAUGUUAUAGGGACGUGUAUUUCAGCCGUGAAACCAGUAGAAGAAUCUCGAAGGAGAAAGGGACUAGUUUUUCCAUAUGGAAGACUCUGGAAAUAGAAGCACGACCUGCGGAGGACACUGACUAUUUUCUAUCUACAGAUUUCUGAGGAUACAAUUGAAUAUUGACUGAGAGAAAACUCAGGGUCUUUGGACAUGUUUUAUUUGGACAAGAGAAAGGACAAUAACAAUGCAUUUUGCUACAAGAGACUGUUCUCCAAAUAUUUACCCUCAUGAGAAUCAGGGCCAUACCAAGUCGCUUGUGUGAUACAAUUAUAUCAUUCAGUUCACUGAAUAAACAACAACCUUAAAGGAGAACUAAACCCUAAAAAUGAAUAGGGCUAAAAAUGCCAUAUUUUAUAUAAUGAACUUAUUGCAUCAGCCUAAAGUUUCAGCUUGUCAAUAGCAGCAAUGAUCCAGGACUUCAAACUUGUCACAGGGGGUCACCAUCUUGGAAAGU
Xenopus laevis (African clawed frog) is the source of this 2627-nucleotide messenger RNA. It is a transcript of the gene susd4.L, whose product is annotated as sushi domain-containing protein 4. Lineage: Eukaryota; Metazoa; Chordata; Amphibia; Anura; Pipidae. The transcript is spliced from 9 exons. The record is from RefSeq and is a predicted model, not a curated record. Bases 587 to 2011 code for a protein of 474 amino acids.